UAGAAGGUGCACUUUUUUCAGUGAUUGCAAUGUAGUUUGGAUAUAGUAGUUACUUCGUUUGUGAUAACAAUAUUUUGUUUAUCGAAUUAUUUAAUAAUAUUACUUAAAAUUAAUUAUCACCGUGGAGUCCAAACAUUUUAACAUGAGACGAGCUCAUUCAAGUUAUGGCUACGAACCACUGCCUAGUACAUCAUCUAAUUCAUUAGAAGAAGAAAAUGACCGUAUGACCGAUGAAUUAAAAGACAAGAUACAUGCACUAAAAUCAUUGUCCAUUGAUAUUGGUACAGAGGUUAAAUAUCAAGAUAAAAUGCUACGUGACAUGGAUGAUGAUUUUGAAAGAACAAGUGGAUCUCUUUCUCGAUCAGUUACAAGAGUGCUCAGGAUGGCUAAAGGAAGUCAGAACUAUUAUAUAGUAUAUUUAUUUUUUUUUUCAAUAGGUAUAUUUUUUUUCUUGUGGAUUUUUUUUAAGUUUAAAUGA
Messenger RNA from Ceratosolen solmsi marchali, 478 nucleotides. RefSeq names its product blocked early in transport 1 (gene Bet1). NCBI's taxonomy places the organism in Eukaryota, Metazoa, Arthropoda, Insecta, Hymenoptera, Agaonidae. Bases 143 to 478 code for a protein of 111 amino acids. The transcript has 3 exons. The record is from RefSeq and is a predicted model, not a curated record.